This is a messenger RNA of Loxodonta africana (African savanna elephant), 6115 nucleotides long. RefSeq names its product F-box protein 39 (gene FBXO39). Lineage: Eukaryota; Metazoa; Chordata; Mammalia; Proboscidea; Elephantidae. The record is from RefSeq and is a predicted model, not a curated record. The coding region runs from base 3835 to 5166 and encodes 443 amino acids. Gene Ontology annotation, molecular function: protein binding. The transcript has 4 exons.
GGCUCAGGGCGGGCGCAGGCCGGGGGCGGCCACGGGGAACCCCGAGGCCCGCACGGGAAGGGGGCGCUGCCCUUCUCGCGAGUCUCUUGGAAGCUCUUUGGCUGCGCCGGCUUCAAGGCCACCCACCUCCUCUUCCCCCUAGUUGAUGAGACGUCCCUAGGUUUCCUUCCUUUGUUGACCGCUAUGUGAUAUGGUGGACCGAGCCUAGGUUAGGGAGUCCUUAGUCUCCCUAAACGUGGGUUCGAAUCCCUUCCCACGUUUACUAUGAAAUCUCAUUGGAAAACUUAACCUUCCAACAUCUCGGUUUCCCCAUUUGUAAAACGGGUGCGUCCAUACCUUCCUGGAGCUCUGAUGGCGCAGUGGUUAAGAGCUACGGCUGGCAGUUCAAAUCCACCAGCUGCUCCUUGGAAACCCUAUGGAGUAGUUCUGUUCUGCCCUAUAGGGUCGCUAUGAGUCGAAUCGACUUGAAGGCAACGGGUUUAGGGUUUUUCUGUUUGUUUGUUUGUUUUAAUACCUUCUUUACAGGAACGUUGCAGACGGCCUUUGGCAGCAAGCACUCAUAUAGCAUUCACUAUGUGCCAGGCAUUGUUCUGGUACUUUCCAUAUAUCAGCUUAUUUAAUCCUCCUAACACUAGGAGAAAGGUAUUGUUAUCACCCCUAUUUUAGAAAAGGGGAGACCGAGGUACAAAGUAAUUAAAUAACUGGGCUAAUGUCAUACAACUAGUAGUUGACAGAGCCAGGACUCAACCCUCCAAACUACACUGCCUCUUACUGGUGAGAAGGUCUGGGGCAUCCCAAGAAUUACACGACUUUAGGGCUACUGGCAACUACUUCCCCAGCCCACCAAAGGUGUUCUUCCAACCCCACCCUAUGGCUUAGAGUGAUAAUCCAUCUGACCUGUGACUUUGCUAGGGCAAGGGGUUUGCUUUAGCUUUUGCAGUGGUUUAGCAUUUCCUUGGCUCCUUGUAAGUGCCCUGUUCUGUGCUGACCACUGGGUAGAACCCUUAGCCCCAGGGAGUUUACAUGUGAUCCCAGAAACAACUAUACUUAUUCACUUAUUAAAUGUUGAAGCACCUACUGAAAAGAAGAAUGAACUUUCCUUAGCCUCAGGGAGUUUGUGGGCCCAUGGGAGAAGGCGGCAUGGACACACAUUAUCUGAAGGGGUGGACACUGGCUGGAGGAGAGGGAGAUCGGGCAGGCAGAUGGGGAACCCCUUGCAGCUCCAUGUCGUGGGGGGGAUGGGCUGCUAUGAAAUUCUGUAUGGAAGUCUGGGUCUGGAAAUGGGAGCGCCAGCAGGGGCCAACUUGUUCAGGGCAAUGAAGGAGAGUGAUGGGGUAAUGAGGACAAAGGUGCUGGAGAAGAUCCCAAAGAAAGCCCCACACAAGAGCACGUUUGAGGGUGCUCAUUGUCACCUGGUGGGAGCAGAAGCUGAAGGAGGUCUGGGUGUCCAUCCCAGGGACAGUGGAGAGGAAAAAGGUGGGGGAUACUCACAUGGGUGCUAUUCAGCCCAUAGAAGUAAUGGGCGAUAUGUACCCAGAGCAACAUGAAUGAACCUUACAAACACGUUUGGCAAGCACAUACAAACAAAAAGAUGCACAUCAAACACAUUUAAAUAGUUGCCUGUGGUGGGGGCCAUGGAGUGGGGCACAGGGAUAAAAGGGAAUAAACGAAUAAAUAAAACCAAAGAGGUUCCAUCUUGAAUUAAGAAGUAUGAAUAAUUUGCCCCCAUCUGCACCCAAAACCCAAAAAGUGAGGGUUAAAAAAAAAAAAAAAAAGUACCCUAGAGAGAGUCAGAAAGCCUGGGUUCUAAGUAACUUGCUGUGUGACCAUGGGCAAGUCCACCCAUCUGUCUGGGCCUCAGUUUCCAUUUGUAAAGAAAUGAAUUCUCAGGUCUCUUCCAGUCUUGAAUUUUUAUGAGCCAUGAUCAAUAAUCUUAGCCACUUGGUAAAGUAGCCAAUAAAACUUCAUGGAUGGCAGGGCUUGAACCUUGAAGAAUGGGAGGUUUUGGAGAGUCAAAGAAAAGUAGGAGAGUUCUCAGGAAACACUGAAAGCAAAAAGUCACGAGAAUUUCAACAGAUGCCUAUGAAAAGUUGGACCAAUGACUCACUGUAUCAGGCAGGCCUUAGCUCACCUCUCUCCUGGGACUCCCUAGCCUGACUGGUGGUAUCCCCUGGAAUCCGAGCUUGAGUCAGAACCCUUUCAGUCCUUCCCAGUUCUACAUUCAGCCAGUUACCAAACUGUGUCCUCUAAAGAACUCACAAACCUAUCCUCUCCCCUCCAUUCCCGCUACAACACCACCCAAGUCCCAGCUGUUAGAACCUGGACUGUGCUCUUGACCACUUGUCCUCUACUCCUCCAGAAUAUCCUCAAGGCUGACCAGAUGGCUUCCAGACAUACAACCCUCUGAACUUCCAUGGUUCCCCAUGACCUCAGCUGUGGUUCUUCACCCUUGUUCUGCUAUCUUUUAAAUAUAAACACAACCAUCAGCCAUGGAUCUCAAUAUAUACAGUGAUCCUCAUCCAGGCAAGGGGACAGGCCAAGUCAAAAUUCCAAGUUCUCAAGUGAGGGGACUGUUGGAAUCACUGGCCUCUAGGAUGUUGUCAUCAAAUGAUUCAGGGCCCUCUUGACCAGCACCUGCCCACUUCUCCAGCUCCAGUCCCAUCAGUCCCUCCACUUACAAGUUAAGCUCCAGAUGAACAAUUUUUAGUUCCCUGAAUAUGAACAUGUAAGUUCACAGUUCUGUGACCUACCUGGAAUGUUCAGUUUCUCCACUACCACCACUAGGUCAACCUGGUCUGCCUUGCAAAUCCUAUUCACCCAUCAAAAUCCAGCCCAGAUGUCACUCCUCUGAGCAGCUCUCUCUACUUCCUCCUUGGAUAGAUAGACAGACAGACAGACAGACAGAUAGAUAGAUGAUAGAGAGAUUAGAGAGAGAUGAUAGAUAGAUAGAUAGAUAGAUAGAUAGAUAGAUAGAUAGAUAGAUAGAUAGAUAGAUAGAUAGAUAGAUAGAUAGAUAGAUAGAUGAUAGGUAGGUAGGUAGGUAGAUAGGUAGGGAGGUAGGGAGAUUAGAUAGAUAGACAGAUAGACAGACAGACAGAUAGACAGACAGAUAGAUGCAUGCCAUUGAGUUGACUCAUGGCGACCUUAUGUACAACAGACCAAAUUGGCCAGUCUAGCAUUCUCAUGAUCACUAGCAUGUUUGAGUCCAUGGUUGUGGCUACUGUGCCAAUCCAUCUCACGAAGGUACUCCCACACCUUCAUUGACCCUCUACUUCACCAAACAUGAUGUCCUCCUCUAGCACUUGAUCCCUCCUGAUGACACAUCCAAAGAAAGCAAGUCGCACAAUGUUCUGUUAUGACCUGUAAGGUUUUCAUUGGCUAAUUUUCAGAAGUAGGUCACCAGGCCUUUCUUCCUAGUCUGUCUUAGUCUGGAAGCUCCACAGAAACCUGUCCACCAUGGAUCACCCUGCUGGUAUUUGAAAUACCGGUGGCAUGGCUUCCACAUCAUAGCAACACACAAGCCACCACAGUAAUAGAAACACAGGCAGGGGGUGGACUUUCUCCUUACCCAGACAGAAUCAAUCGCCCUCUGCUUGUGCUACCCCUGAACCAUGAAUAUGCCGGUACUUUUUCACUUCUCUUACCAUUUUGUAAUUGAAUGCUGGUCUGUUUCCCCUGAUAGACUGUGAAAUCCUUGAAGGUGUGGAUUGUACUGUGGAUUUGUUAUUGAACCUGCACCUGGCACAGUGCCUCCCACACAGAGGACAAUCGUGGAUAUUUGUUCAACUGAACUUAAUUUCUGUUUGACAGCUGCACUGCACAGCCGGUUCCUCGAUGGAUGAAGAAAGAGAACUGAUCCAGCCCCAAGACCAGAGCUGCUGGGCCACUCUGCCCGAUGUGUGUCUUCGUCGUGUCUUCUGGUGGCUGGGAGACAGGGACCGGUCCAGGGCGGCCCUGGUCUGCAGAAAGUGGAACCAGAUGAUGUAUUCAGCAGACCUCUGGCGAUACAGGACCAUCACAUUCAGCGGGAGACCUUCUAGGGUGCAUGCAUCCGAAUUUGAGUCAGCCCUUUGGUAUGUUAAGAAAUUUGGCCGUUAUCUGGAACACCUGGAGAUCAAAUUCCUCAAUCCUUACAAUGCUGUCUUGACCAAAAAAUUCCAGGUCACCAUGCGAGGCCUCCUCUCCUGUCUGGGCAAGAGUAACAGCCGCCUGAAAUCUCUGUCCAUCCAGCACCUGGAACUGGACCGCGCAGUCUGGAGAAACAGCGUCAGGAGCUUCUUCGUCAAGAGCUUGAGCUUCUUCUUAAAGAAGAUGGGCAAACACCUGGAUUAUCUCAACCUGAAAGGGGCCAGGAUGACGGUGGAACAAGGCUGCCAUGUACUAAACUCCCUGAGCUACUUAAGGAACGAGAGUUUGGCCUCAGAGCUCAACAUCGAGGACUUCUUUAGUCAUCACCUCGCUGUCUACAGCAGCCCCCAGUUCAACAAGACCAUGGCCAUAUUCCGCAACCUGGAGAUCUUGACCCUCAACUACAAUUGUAUCUCUGACGAGCUGCUCGAGAACUUGUGUGAGAACAAUGCCAGCACCCUCUGGACCAUAAACAUCAAAUGCCACAUCCAUGACCCCCAUGGGCAGGUCAUUUGGGGCAUGUCCUGGGCCAAGCUGACCAAGCAUGCUACCAAAUUGAAGAUAAACUUCUUCUUUGAGCGAGUCAUGAAGUACGAGCGCUUGGCCCGGAUCCUCUUGCAGGAGAUCCCGGUCAGGAGCAUCAGUCUGAGAAGCUGCUACUUCAGCGACCCAGACUGGUCCAUGAGGCCCACCCUGAUGGAUCUCCUGCCCACAUUCCGGCACACCCUGCAGAAAUUAACUUUUGAGUUCAACAACAACCAUGAGUCACUCGAUGAAGAGCUGCACCUCCUCAUCUUAUCCUGCAGGAAGCUAUUUUACUUCAAAAUCUGGGCUUUCCUCAAUGUUAAGUUUGUGGAGCGGAUCCUGAAGAGUCAGGAAGAGAGGCAGUGUUCCCUGCGCACACUCAAGGUGAGAAUUUAUACAAACAGAUAUGAGACGAAUGAGGAGGACAGGACGCUGCGGGAAAUUUACAGGAAGUACCGAAAGCUGAUCGAUUCAGAGCUGAACUAUUUUGUCAUCGCUUACCCAAUGAUGUAAGAAGCACUCUGCAGAGGAAGAAAGCUAGCGCACUUUGGACUUUAAAAUCUGAUCUGACUAGGACUACACUUGGGGCAUUUCUACCCUCCUUUACCCCUUUUGCUUUUCUUUCUCCUUUUUUGCCAGUUCCACGCCAACAUGAACUGCCCAGCAAAGGCUAGGGCUACGGGUGCUGCCAAGGCCCCAGGUGAUUUUAAAGUGCGGUCUUUACCAACUCUCCACAGGUGAUUUUUUUUUUUCUGUCAUUUGGUUUUGCUUUUUGACACCCUCGCUCAGCCACAGAGCUAAAAACCCAAAGCCACUCAGAGCAUCUUCUUACUAGGCGACCCUGGCUCCUGUAAACCUGUGCUCCUGAAACCAAAAAAAAAAAAAGCCAAACCCACUGCCAUCAAGUCCAUUCCGACUCAUAGCGACCCUAUGUAGCAACUGUGCUCCUGAAAAGGUGUAUGUAAACAGCCAUUGGGAGUCCCCGGGUGGUGCAGAAGGUUAAGGUGCUCAGCUGCUAACUGAAAGGUUGAAAGUUUGAGUCCCCCCAGAGGCACCUCGGAGCAAAGGCCUGGUGAUCUCCUUCCCAAAGGUCAGCCGUUGAACACCCUAUGGAGCAUAGUUCUACUCUGCACACACGGGGUCACCGUGACUCGACAACAACUAGAAAUAUUUUCUCUUAGUUCAUAGGUGAUUUUUUUUUUCAGAAUAAUAGAAACUCCUCAUUAAAACAAAAAACUAGCUGCCAUCUACUGGGUAUCUAUUACAUCAGGCACUGUGCUAGGUGCUUUACCUACAACAUCUCGCUUUAUCUUCACAAACAACCUCAAGGCGGAGGCAUCCACAUCUGAAGACAGGCCAGGAAAAAGAUCAAAGAGGCUCAGUGCCCAAAGGCACACAGCUACCGGUAACAGAGCUGGAAUUUGAACUUCAUAUAUUGUACAGCGGCUGAGGCGGCAUCUUG